This is a messenger RNA of Aspergillus alliaceus, 1532 nucleotides long. RefSeq names its product fatty acid alpha-hydroxylase. Lineage: Eukaryota; Fungi; Ascomycota; Eurotiomycetes; Eurotiales; Aspergillaceae. The record is from RefSeq and is a predicted model, not a curated record. The transcript is spliced from 3 exons. Gene Ontology annotation, cellular component: membrane; endoplasmic reticulum. Gene Ontology annotation, molecular function: iron ion binding; heme binding; fatty acid 2-hydroxylase activity. Bases 261 to 1382 code for a protein of 373 amino acids. Gene Ontology annotation, biological process: fatty acid metabolic process; lipid biosynthetic process.
CAUUAACCAGCCUGUGUGUGGUUUUUUAUUUUUUAAUUUUUUUACCCCUUCCCUUGUACCCGUCGGAGCCAUCGGACCCGCGAACCUGAAUAUUAUUCUGAGGCUCACGCCACCCUUUCCGAACAAUUUAUUCCGUUAUCUGGUCGUGGUGUGAUCGGUCCAACUAUAUCUCUUCUAUUUCUACUCCCUUAUAUUCCCUGUCUUCCAUCAUCACCUAAGACGAUUGGCGUCAAUUACCGGAGCUUUCCGUUCCAACAGCCAUGCCAGGAAGGGUUUUGCCAACGUUCACCUCCGCCGAGGUCGAGUCUCAUAACAAUGCCAAAUCCUGCUAUGUGACCGUGGGAUCUAAAGUCUAUGAUCUCACAUCUUUUGUCGAUGAUCAUCCUGGCGGUGGUGAUUUAGUCCUUGACUAUGCUGGAAAGGAUGUCAAGGAAAUCCUACGCGAUGCCGUAUCCCACGAACAUUCGGAAGCAGCUUACGAAAUUUUGGAGGAAAGUCUGAUCGGCUUUAUUGCCUCCGACUCGACUGGCAAACAAGGGACCAAAGUGAAUGGGGUAGGGGGAACGAAUGAGCCUGUAUACGCCUCAACUGGAAUGUCCCGCGAAGAGGAUCUAUCUGUUGAGACGGACUACAGUCAAGAUUACAAGACGCACAAGUUCUUGGAUCUCAACAAACCUCUUCUUAUGCAGCUCUGGAACAGCGGCUUCAGCAAAGAGUUCUACUUGGACCAGAUCCACCGCCCACGCCAUUACAAGGGAGGUGAAUCUGCUCCUCUUUUUGGGAACUUCCUGGAGCCCCUCAGCAAGACCGCAUGGUACGUGGUCCCAAUAAUAUGGCUGCCGCCUGUUACCUAUGGAACCUUCGUCGGGUUUGCUGGUCUGGGAAAUGUGCCUGCCGCAGCUACCUAUUGGGCCGGCGGUCUUUUCCUGUGGACCUUGAUCGAGUACCUCAUGCAUAGGUUCUUAUUCCAUAUCGACCGAUAUCUUCCCGAUAACCGCGUUGGUUUAACCCUCCAUUUCCUAUUACACGGCAUCCAUCACUAUCUACCUAUGGAUAAAUAUCGACUUGUAAUGCCACCAGCUCUAUUCAUUAUCCUAGCUACACCAUUUUGGAGGUUGGCGCAUGCUGUCUUUUUCUAUAACUGGUACGCUGCUGUGACGGUAUUUUGCGGCGGCGUAUUCGGUUAUAUUUGCUAUGACUUAACCCAUUAUUUCCUCCACCAUCGCAAACUGCCACAGUUCUAUCAGGACCUCAAGAAGUAUCAUCUUCAACAUCAUUUUGCUGACUUCGACAAUGGCUUCGGUGUCACCAGCCGUUUCUGGGACCGUAUCUUCGGUACAGAGCUCGUGACACCGGCGCCUAAAGACGUGAAGAGACAGUGAAAACACAAUCAUAUAAAGAUUCGCCUUCUCCUCACUCAUUAUCUGAGUAUGAAAUAAUGCCAAGGCUGCUUGUGGAACAGUCUUCUAUUCGUUUCUGCUUUUUUUUCUCUUUUUUAUCUGGAGUCCUGGGAUGUUGUUCUUGUUUAAUUA